UCCUGGGUUGUGUAGCUCAAUUCGCACGUGACGUCUUCAGCUGCUCAAGUCGUCCUGUUGAUGAGGGUAAUAAAAGCAACAGGAGAAAAGCGCUGUAACUUUAAAACUGCUGUAACAUUUGAGCAGUGUAAUGUAAAAAUAUCACACUGGGUACCUUUUUUUUCUUUCUUUUUUGUUUUCUUUAAGAAAACACGCUUCCCGUACUGUUUUCUUGCAGCAAAUACUUCUAGGACAUCAGGUGACAGUUUAAAACAUGGAACAGAUUUUUUUAAGUAAACCUUUUAGGUGGUCUGAUAUCAUGAGGUUGGCGUGCGUUUGUUGUUUCGUUGGCUGUGCGGGUUGCUACAAUUUGGAUGUGGAACAUUCUAUGGCUUUUCGCGGUCCCAAUGGUUCUUUAUUUGGAUAUUCAGUUUCAUUGCACAGCCAUGGAAAUCAAAAAUGGAUCUUAGUGGGAGCUCCAGUGGCUAAUUCAACUUUCAACCCUUCCAUUGCAAAUCCCGGUGCGGUUUACAGAUGCAACAUCAAAAACACGUCUGAGGACUGUGAGCAGCUAUCAAUGGGAAGUGAAAAGGAAGUCCCAUGUGGGAGAACAUGCCAAGCAGAGAGAGAUAACCAGUGGUUUGGUGUUAGUUUAUCCAGACAACCCCAAACUGAUGGGUAUAUUGUGGCAUGUGGACAUCGCUGGAAAAACGUUUUUUACACGCAUGGAGAUCAUCAAAAUAAACUACCCCAUGGUGUUUGUUACAAGAUACAACCAGACUUAAACUCCAGCAGUCAGCCAAUGACUCCAUGUUAUAUAGAAAACCAACGAAAAUUUGGUGACAACUAUGGCUCCUGUCAAGCUGGGAUGUCUAAUUUCCUAAUGGAGGAUUUGAUUGUUAUUGGAGCCCCUGGAUCUUUUUACUGGACAGGUUCUGUUUUAGUGUAUAACACAUCCGACAACACGUUACAUGCAUACGUUGAUGAUGAAAACGUAGUCCUUUAUGGAAGCUACCUAGGAUAUUCUGUUGGUGCUGGACACUUCAUUCACCCCCAGGGCACUGAAGUUGUAGGAGGGGCACCCCAGCAUGGGCAGACUGGUAAAGCCUAUAUCUUUACAUUUAAGUCCAAGUCUUUGUCAAUAGUUUUUGAAGCAAGCGGCAAGAAGCUCGGUUCCUAUUUUGGUUCUUCUGUCUGUGCUGUUGACCUCAAUUCAGAUGGGCUGUCUGACUUACUGGUUGGGGCUCCAAUGUACAGCACUGUAAGGGAGGAAGGAAGAGUUUACAUUUAUAUGAACUUGGGCAAUGCUGAUAUGAAGGAGCUAGAUUUUGAAUUGGUGGGGAGUGACUCGUAUUCAGCAAGGUUUGGAGAAACUAUCACAAAUCUAGGAGACAUUGAUGAUGAUGGUUUUCCAGAUGUUGCUAUUGGGGCUCCCCAGGAAGAAGAUCUACAGGGAGCUAUUUACAUCUACAAUGGCAGGAAGAAAGGGAUAUCUCAGUCCUAUUCCCAAAGAAUAACUGGAAACAUAAAUGGCAAUGUCUUCAAGAUGUUUGGCCAAUCUGUGUCUGGAGGCAUUGAUGUGGAUGGCAAUGGAUACCCAGAUGUAGCAGUUGGUGCCUUUAUGUCUGAUUCUGCUGUAGUUCUGAGGACACGGGUCGUGGUGAUUGUAGAGGCCUCCUUGAUUCUUCCUCCUUCUGUCAAUCGCACCAAGCCUGAGUGUGUUGAAAAUGGACAGCCCGCUGUCUGUAUGAAUAUCACUCUGUGCUUUAAGAUCAAAGGCAGGGACAUUCCAGGGCACAUAGGCUUCCUGUACAAUCUGACUGCCGAUGUCCACAGAAAGGCUGGGUUUCCUUCUCGGUUUUAUUUUAUUGGAAAUGGAACCUCUAACUGCACAUCAGGAAAGGUUGAGGCAUCCCACAAUCGUGUAAACUGUGUGACUCACCAGGCCUUUAUGAGAAAAGAAAUACGUGAUAUUUUCACCCCCAUCCAAUUUGAGGCAGCGUAUCAGCUUGGAGAGCAUGUUGUGAAAAGAGACUCUCCAAGCCUCUUUCCACCACUUCGACCCAUCCUACAACAGAGAGAAGAGGAGGAGAAUCAUGUCAGAAACAAGAUACAGUUUGCCCGGUACUGUGCUUGGGAAAACUGCUCAACCAAUUUACAGGUUUCUGCAAAGCUUGGCUUGCCACAGAUUCAUGAAAACAAGCCUUACUUUGCUCUUGGGAAUGGAAAGACUGUGAUGUUGAAUGUGACUUUAUACAAUGCAGGGGAUGAUGCAUUCCAAGCUUCUCUGCACCUCAGAUUCCCUGAAACUCUGUAUUUCGUUAAAGUUUUAGACUCGGAAGAGAAACACAUUAGCUGUGAGAUAGCAGAAGAUGAUCAUUCGGUUGUGGGGUUGGAUUGUAGUAUUGGCCAUUUAUAUAUCAACUCUUUGACAAAGACAGAUGUCACUUUUCUUCUGGAUGUGAACAAAGACAGUGUUCCAGAGGACCUCAACAUCACAGUUAAUGCAACCUGUGAAAGUGCAGAAGGAGCAGAUCUUCUGCAUGAUAAUAUUGCAACUUUAAUAUUGCCUUUGAGAUAUGGGGUUGACUUAAAUGUCCAUGGGCUUGUGUCACCCUCUUCAUUUGUAUUUGAAGAGAUGCAGGAUGAGUCUGAUUGUUUUACUAAGAAGUUUAAUUAUACUUUCACCGUAGUUAAUGUUGGCUUUAGCAAGGCCCCUGGCUCUAGACUGGAGAUCAAUAUUCCUAAUUCCAUUGCACCGCGCCCAUUCAAACUGUUCAACGUUUUGGAUAUUAAGACUUCCCUUGGAGAAUGUUAUCUUCCGAAUAAUACAAAAGACUGUGACAUACCAGAUACGUCAUUUAUUGAGGAUGUGGUGUUUUUCUUUUCAAAAACAAGCAGCAGGCAAUUGGGUAGAACUUCCAUUUUUUAUAUUGAAACAAUAGCUGACGCAUUUCCCAAGCAGGACACAUAUGUUAUUGAACUACAAAAAUACCAGUUUGCAAGUAUUAUUUUGGAAGCUCAUCACGAUCAGAAGCCAGUGAGGAGAGUAGAAUUAUCCAUUGUUGUAGUCAGCCUCUUUGUGGGGCUCUGUAUACUCUUGCUGCUUAUAUACAUCCUUUGGAAGGUUGGCUUUUUUAAAAGACAAUUACAAAAGGAACAGGAACAUCGAAAAAGCUGGGACUACGUAAAUAAGACUAAAGAUGUCUAUUGACAACAGAACCACCAAUGGUAGAGAACAUCUGGAUAUUAAAAAGAAAAAGACUAGUACAAACUCAAGGAAGAACAAACAAAAUUGUGUUAUAGAAUGGUUUGUCAAACCAAACAGUAUUUUUUAAAGAAGCAUUAGGACUUCAAACAAGCAUAUGUAUUUCAAAGUUAAAGGAGAACUGGUUUCUAUCAAACCAUGUGUUACAUGUUACUGUCAAGUACAGUAUGUUGUCAGCAGAGUUCUUUCAUAGGUGAUACAAUUCAAAGACAAUGAACUCACUUUUAAGAUCGCCUUUUUUUGAAAUUACACUGAUUUUAUGAAACCUUUUUAGAAUACAUUGUCAACAAGACAAAUGAACUGCACUUCAUCUUUUAAAUCUGAAUGUAUUCACUAAGUGCAUCUCUGAACCACAGUAUAUUAACAAUUUUAUUCUUCGGGUGUUAAAACCAAAUUACAGGGGGACCAGACACUGCAUCAGUGACCAAACACAUUUAAAUGAAGGAGGCUGUGUGGUCCAGUGGUUAAAGAAAAGGGCUUGUAACCAGGAGGUUCCCGGUUCAAAUCCCACCUCAGCCACUCAUUGUGUGACCCUGAGCAAGUCACUUAACCUCCUUGUGCUCCGUCUUUCGGGUGAGACGUAAUUGUAAGUGACUCUGCAGUUGAUGCAUAGUUCACACACCCUAGUCUCUGUAAGUCACCUUGGAUAAAGGCGUCUGCUAAAUAAACAAAUAAUAAUAAUAAUAAUAAAAUAAUAUAAAACUGUUACCUAUUAUUGUAAUAGUGUCAGCAGCACAGAAAUGCUGUACUUGUUAAAUAUAGUUUUAUUUACCAGCUUAUGAGCCAGAUCACACCAGCUCUUGCUACCUGGCUAAAUCAAGAUAAAGUGAAAGUUAAUUUUUUAUUUUUUUUAAAUGCCACCUUACAUGGAAAGCACCAAGAGAACUGAACUGUGAUUACAAAAGAUACAAUGGAUUUGUAUGUUUCUGUACACAUUUCAAAUUACACAGCAAUACAUAAAAAAAUAAAAUGUAAUAAUUCUUUGACAAAUUUUUUUUUUUAAGACUUCUAGUCACGUGAUCGUAAAAUCUGAAGAAAACCAAGUUGUUUUUUUUCUUUCUGUGGAUGGAUACAAAACUAAGAAUGCACUCGUACAAACAAUAAGUAAAGCGACAUGUACAUCUCUUUGAUACAAGUUCUGCUGUGGAGGGUCUUCUUUAAAUAGUAUUGACAACUUGAAUACAAUUAUACACGUUCACAUCUGCAAAGUGGAGGCUGUGUGGUCCAGUGGUUAAAGAAAAGGGCUUGUAACCAGGAGUUCCCCGGUUCAAAUCCCACCUCAGCCACUGACUCAUUGUGUGACCCUGAGCAAGUCACUUAACCUCCUUGUGCCCCGUCUUUGGGGUGAGACGUAAUUGUUAGUGACUCUGCAGCUGAUGCAUAGUUCACACACCCUAGUCUUUGUAAUUCGCCUUGGAUAAAGGCGUCUGCUAAAUAAAUAAAAAAUAAAGACAUUCCAUCUCAUUUUACAAGUUUACAAUGAUAAGUGCUAGUUGUGAGGCUUAAACCACACAACUUGAAUAAUCUGACUGAAUGCUGGCCCUUAAUUAAAUGUGUGAAAUGUGUCUUAAUGAAUUCGGGACUCUAACUCAGAAGCCAGACAAUUAAUUAAUUACCCUUCCCUUACCUCUCGCUACACAGUGUUUGCAAUGCUUGGUAACUUAUCUUAAGUAAAACUCUUACAAUAAAAUUCUGGGACCUAAAAAAAAAAAAA
Molecule: messenger RNA, 4961 nt
Organism: Acipenser ruthenus (sterlet)
Lineage: Eukaryota; Metazoa; Chordata; Actinopteri; Acipenseriformes; Acipenseridae
Product: integrin alpha-4-like
Exons: 27
Coding region: 254-3193 (979 amino acids)
Biological process (GO): cell-matrix adhesion; cell-cell adhesion; cell adhesion mediated by integrin
Cellular component (GO): integrin complex; external side of plasma membrane
Molecular function (GO): integrin binding
Source: RefSeq, a predicted model, not a curated record